CCGGGCCCACGCAAGCGUUUGCCUAGAAACGCCUGUUGUCUUCUGAUUCUUAGCCUGGCGCAAGCAGGCGUUCUGGGACACUUGGCGGGGUAGUCCGACUGCGCUGGACGCUUUUCCACAGCGGACCGCGACAGUUAUAUGACCCGCGAAGAUGUGCUCCUGGGUUGGUGGCCUGGGCUCUGGCCUAGGCCAUUCCCAGGGAGGAGUGGAUGGCAGUGAGACUUCCUUGACCGGCUCCAACUCGGAUCUCACCAUGGACUUUGGUGAUGUCAUAUCAUCUCAGACAGAAAUCAAUAGACUCCUCAAUGAGAUCCAAAGACUGGAGGCUGAUCUUACACUUUGGAAACAUUUGUCCAAGGGACCGAAUAGCUCAGACUCCAAUGCCAUCUGGAAACUGAAGAGCACCAUCAGGGACCUAGAAGAGAGGCGGAUGAGGGAGAUCGAGGAACAUCAACUCGGAUGUGCGAUACUGCACAGUGUCCAUCAAGAAAAACUGGCCGACAUCACUGACAGGCACCGCAAACAACUCCUCGAGUAUGAAAGACGGAUAGAAGACCUGCAACAUCAAGAGUCUGCCAGUCAUGGGAAAGAUGACUUACUUCAAGAAAGGGAAACUGAGCUUAGAAGGUUGAAGCAACAACUUGCAGAAAUGGAGCGGCUGAAUGACCGUUUAAACAACGUUGCUUCUGAUCUCAGAGCAGAAAACCAAAAGUUGGUUUUGGCGCUCCAGGAUAUAAGACAUCAGCUGGAAGAAUCUGUUCUCCGGAACAACGAGGAUUCUCUGGAAAACAACACUGCUGUGAGGGCUUUAAAAAUAGAAAAAGGACGGUUAAUAGCAAAAUUGGCUCGGGCGGAAAAGAAGCUGUUGGAGGAAACAAACAAGGAUGAGCAAACUAUCAAAGAAUUGUCCCCUUUAGAGCAUGUGCAUUUCCUUCAACACAGUCAAGAGAAAGACCUGGAAAUAGUACACCUCAAAAAGAGGAUCGAGCAGAUGGACGCCGACCAUAAAGAAACGAAGGAAAUGCUGUCCUCUGCUCUGGAGGAGCAGAAGCGAUUGACACAACUCGUUAAAGAGAAAGAGAUGUAUAUUGAAGAACUUACAGGAAGUCCAGAGCUUCAGGAGGAAUUCGGUCAGUCUACGCAAACCUUCAGAAGCAAUGACAUUUCCCAGCCAUCCGUGGAGGACAAAGACAGGUGUCUCCCAUCCGUGACAGGCGAAAAUCCUCACCUGAGAGAAGAACUGGAGAGCCUAGGACAACAGAGUCGCUCUGUUCCUGCGCUCAACCCUAAAAUCCUAGACGAGAUCAUAGAACUAGAGUGUGAGGUGUUUCAACUCCAGGAGUUAAAGGAUGAUCUCGAGGAGGAAAUCAGAGAGCAACAGAAGAUCAUUCACAACCAGCAGCAGGGGAAGAUAGGACUGCUUCAUUCUUUACAAGAGCAGAAGCAGAAAGUGGAGCAGCUCCAAUACCGGCAGGAGCAGAUGAAUAUUGAACACGCUCAGCUCCUUUCAGCGAAAGACGAGGAGAUUCAGCAUUUGCAGGACACGAUAGAACAAAUGAAAGCCCGGUUGCCUGACAAAAGCCAGCACAUUCCGACAGAAGACUGUGAUGAUGUGGAAGUCCCAACCAGUCAGCCUCUUCCCAGACAAAACGCAAGUGAAAAGCUUGAUUCACGUGAAGCCGAAACUCAAAGAUCAGUCCUAGGAAUCAAAGAACACGAACUGGAGAUGAAGCUUCUAACUGAACAGAACAUCCGACUGACGGAACAGAUCGAUCGGCUCUCCAAAGAGGAGAUUGGUAAACUAACUCAGAUUAUCCAGCAGAAAGACUUGGAGAUUCAGGGUCUUUCCAGCAGGAUCUCUGCGGCUUCUCACAGCCAGAACGUGGAGCGACUUCAGCGGCAAUUGCAAGAGUAUGCUUGGAAAAGCGAACAGGUCUUGGCGGUCUUAAAUGAGAAAACGAGGGAGAACAGCAAUCUGAGGACAGAGUAUGACAGAAUGGCGGAUAGGAUGGCUGCCACAGAAGCAGACCUCCGGCGGAUGCAAGAGGAAAAUCAAAAACUGUCCACUAGAAUUGACAGUAGAGGUCAGGAGAUGUUUAGAGAAACGAUUCAGAAUUUAUCACACAUCGUUCGAGAAAAAGACCUCGAAGUGGAUGCGUUAAGUCAGAAAUGUCAGACUUUAUUGACACUCCUGCAACCCUCCAGCCCUGGUAAUGAGGUUCGAGGCGUUCAUAUGGAUCAGUUCAAGCAGCUUCUACAGGAACGGGACACAUUAAAACAGCGAGUGAAGAUCAUGGAAGAGUGGAAACAGCAGGUGAUGACCACAGUCCAAAAUAUGAAGCGUGAGUCACCCCAGCUUGAGAGAGAGCUGGCACAAUUCCAGGCGCGGGCUUUCACCAGCAGCGAGAAGGAUUCUGAACUACCGACGACCUCUAGUGACCUGAUGCAGACGUACAAAGGCAAUGAAAUAAAAUUACAACAUUUAGAGAAGGAACUGGCACAAAUUCAGCUCAGCAUCGGGGAGCUUUGCAAUGCCAAGGAUCUCCUUCUAGGGAAACUGGACGUGAUUUUCCUCGAGCCCUCCCCCGACUGCUCAGAGUCAGCGGACUCUCUGGAGCCCGUGAAAUUUGACAGAGUGGGUGAGGCUUCUCAGUUGCUCCAAGUGGAGGUAGAAGAGCUGAGAAAAUCAAUGCAAGAAAAAGAUAGGAUGAUUCGAACCCUCCAGGAAGAUAAGCAGAGAUGGACUGAUUCAGUGGCUGCCACGUGGGAAGGAGAAGGCCCAGAACAGGAACACAGGGAUUCCGACAUCGAGCAGCUGAAGGAGAAACAGGCCGUUCUACAAAACUUCAUUCGGGAUCAGGAGCUCCGAAUCCAAGCGAAAAGUGAGGACUUGCUUUCUUUGCAGGAGAACUUCCGUAGCCAAGUGAGUGAAAAUGAACUUUUGAGGCAGACGGUCACCAAUCUGAAGGAGAGAAUAGCAGAGUUGGAAAUGGAUGUGUGUCAACCGAGAGAGGAAAAUGCAAAAGUCGAGGAAAACUCUCGAGAAAAGGCAGUGGGAGAUGAGGCAUUGCAAGAGACAGAUAGGCUGCUUUCAGUGAUGCGGAGAGAGGAGGAAUCCCAGGGUGCUGCGAUGAAAGAGAAGGCACUUGCUUUGGAGCAACUAUCGCAAGAGAGAGAAGAGCACGAGACCGGGGUAUUGAACCGGCCGGUCAGUGCAGUUCCAUCAAUGCAGGGAAAGACAGUUCUGUGCCAACAGGGGAGAGAUGAAGUCCUGUUGGCCCUGACACAGAAACAAAUGGAAACCUGUGCCCUCCAGAAGGAGGUUCGCCAUUUACGUGAGAGCGAAUUACGCCUAACCCAGGAGCUGGAGAGACGGCGACACCUCGCUCUAGAAGCCGAAGACGCUCAUCGCCGGGAAGCUCUGGCCUCAGAAGACAAAGUGGCUCAACUCAGGAAGGAAGUGACGGUCUUGCAGGGAAGACUCGUUUUGUCUUCCACUGCCAUGGAAAAUGCCAGCCGAGGAGCCAGUCUGCAGGUAGAGUCGCUGCAGGAGCAACUGCACGUGGUGACCCAGCAGAAAGAGGACACCGCGCUCCAGCUUGCUGCCUCACAGGAAGAAGGAAAGCAGUAUGGUCACAUCCUAGCUGACCUCAAGUUGGAACUCGCCGAAUGGAUGGAAAAGGCAGACAGCCUCGAAGGAAAACUGAAGUCAUUGCAGGGACGAUUACAUAAAACAAAUGCUGACUUGGAGCUGAAGGAAGACCAACUCCAAGAAUUCCAGAAACAGAAUGAGGUCCAGCAGGAAAUCCUGGAGGACACACAGAAGAAACUGAUGAACUUGGUCAGUAAGUCCGAAGGAAUGGUGGACAAAACCCUACUAAGGAGACUCUUCCUGGGAUCUUUCCAAGCCCCUGACGCUGAACGGCAGGAAGCCUUAAGGUUGAUGGGAAGCAUGCUGGGGAUUCGAGAAGACCAGAUGUGGCAGCUGUUCAGUGAAGGGCCAGGUGGUGUUACCAGCGGAUGAGUCGGGGGCCUGGAUCCAAAAGCGCCCCCAACACACCUGUGAAGCCAAAUCACCGACCUAUGGCCAAGAAUUUUUUUCAGGACUUUUCGUCCAGUUUCUAGAAGCGGAAUCUCAUUCAGCUUUGCCACCACCAAAGCCCUCUGCUCAUGACGUGAAGCCCCCAGAUUCCGGAGGAAGGGGAAAACUGGCUAUGAAACAAGGCCCAGCAGGUCUGAACACUACCCUAGCAUCCACAUCCCGGAAAAAAGAUGUGAAGCCCCGCACCACAACUGUGUCUCUUAUUAGCCCACCUGGACCGGAAACGGAUGGAUCGGAGCACCUUCUUCUAAAUGCCGUCACUGAUGCUUUGCCCACGUACGCACCCCAAAUACUGUCACCUGCCGAGAAGGUUGGAAUGGCGGCCAGAGGCCUCUCAGAGAAAUAGAGGAUUCUCAAGCCAGAGAUGAGACAGUGCUCGGAAGACCCCAAGUCACUCUGUGUGUUUACCUUAUCCCAAAAUGUCCUUUUGCAAA
Mirounga angustirostris (Northern elephant seal) is the source of this 4536-nucleotide messenger RNA. RefSeq names its product thyroid receptor-interacting protein 11-like. Gene Ontology annotation, cellular component: Golgi apparatus. Gene Ontology annotation, molecular function: small GTPase binding. The coding region runs from base 152 to 4024 and encodes 1290 amino acids. NCBI's taxonomy places the organism in Eukaryota, Metazoa, Chordata, Mammalia, Carnivora, Phocidae. Gene Ontology annotation, biological process: Golgi organization; endoplasmic reticulum to Golgi vesicle-mediated transport. The record is from RefSeq and is a predicted model, not a curated record. The transcript has a single exon.